Molecule: messenger RNA, 1588 nt
Organism: Asterias rubens (European starfish)
Lineage: Eukaryota; Metazoa; Echinodermata; Asteroidea; Forcipulatida; Asteriidae
Product: solute carrier family 49 member 4 homolog
Exons: 12
Coding region: 70-1542 (490 amino acids)
Biological process (GO): transmembrane transport
Cellular component (GO): intracellular membrane-bounded organelle; membrane
Molecular function (GO): transmembrane transporter activity
Source: RefSeq, a predicted model, not a curated record
ACCGGCUACCGGCUCUGUGUAUCAGUUUCCUGUUGAUUCGAAGAGGUUGUUGGUGUGUAGAAGUGCGACAUGGAAGAGGACAGUUCAGAAACGAGUGUAACCCUACCACUGCUGAGCAAUAACGAGCAGGAUAAGACACAUUCAUGUAAAGAGAACAGACAUGACCAGGAGCACAGCUACGGUUCCAGUGGGCAUCAUGGCAUUCACAGUGAAACCUACGUAGCAUACAAAACACGGUGGUAUAUACUGGCAAUAUUUUCACUGCUGUAUGCGUUCCAGGCUAACGCAUGGAACGCAUGGGGACCCAUCGCUGGCACAGUUCAAGUUGUUCUGCAGUGGUCCCAAGCGGAAAUCGACCUCUGUAUCAAUUGGGGACCAGUCAGCUACGUCAUCGCUGGCUUAUUUUUCUCCUACAUACUGACUAUCAAAGGUUUUCGGUUUGCCUUGAUUGCCAGUGCACUAUUUCUACUAUCAGGCACUGCAAUCCGCUGCCUACCCGUUGGCAUUGAAAACAUCAAAUGGACAGCUAACAUUGGUCAAGUGUUCAUCGGACUGUCUGCCCCUAUACUUCAAUCAGCUCCAACACAUUUGUCAGCGAUCUGGUUCCCGCCUCAUCAACGAACCACGUCAACUGCCAUAGCAGGAUCAGCAGGAUGCCUCGGUUUAGCCUUAUCCUUCGUCCUUGGUUCGAAUAUCGUCCCCACCUUGCCAAAAUCUAUCACCGCUGAUAACAUCACUGCGGUUCAACGAGAGACUUAUUUCAACUCCAUCAUGAAUUUAUUGUACAUCCAGUGUGCCAUGAUUGCAGUCAUUGUGAUAGGAGCUCUGUUAUACUUGCCCGACAAGCCACCAACGCCACCAAGCGUCUCAGCCACUGAAAAGCGAGAAGGUUUCGUAGCCGGAACCAAAGCGCUAAUCAAGAGUGCAUCUUUCUGGAUACCUGCUCUUUCCUAUAGUGUCAGUACUGGCAUUUACGUUGGUUGGGACACUCAGCUAGUUCUUAUAUUUAACAGCGCACUGGGCGUGACACAGACUACAGUAGGAUGGAUCGGUUUCUACGCCAACAUUGCGGCAACAAUAGGAACAUUAGUUCUUGGAAUAUUUGUAGAUUUCCUUGGAGGGCACAUGAAGUUAGUUCUCUUGGUAGCAAUGCUGGGAUUGGUGGGCAACUGUGUGUGGUGCGUUCUACUGUCGAUGCACUACAUCCAGUUUAGUAUGGCGAGUUUGUACAUCUCGUGCAUCGCCAUUGGUUUCUUCGCAAACGCCCCAAUUCCACUGUAUUUCGAGGUCACCGUUGAGGGCAUGUAUCCAAUAGCCGAAGGAACCGUAAAUAUGUGGAUGGGGUGGCUGAAUAACGCUUUUAUGCUGAUAUUUGUGCUACUGCCGCAAAUUCUUCCAGGAAUAGGUGUCGCAUGGUUGAACUGGGUAUUUCUAGUCGCCGUCAUCCUCUGUCUUCCAUUACUUCUGGCGUACAAAGAGAAAUACAAACGAUUUGAUCUUGACACUCGUGACGAAAUAAAUGCAGCAUCAGACACAGAGUAAUAUAAUGGAGAGACAAAUGAUACAUAAUCUCAAUUAGAAAAAGGAG